Columba livia (rock pigeon) is the source of this 4612-nucleotide messenger RNA. RefSeq names its product NOP2/Sun RNA methyltransferase family member 7 (gene NSUN7). Gene Ontology annotation, molecular function: methyltransferase activity. Lineage: Eukaryota; Metazoa; Chordata; Aves; Columbiformes; Columbidae. Bases 563 to 2773 code for a protein of 736 amino acids. The transcript is spliced from 14 exons. The record is from RefSeq and is a predicted model, not a curated record.
CGCCGAACGGGCCCCGCUGGGCGGCCACGCAGGACCGAGCGGAGUCUCCUCACAGCUGAGUCUCCUCAGCGCCGCCACGGCCCGAACCAAUGCCCCCGGCCCGGAGGGGGGCUGCUGGCGGGAGAGGCGGCCAGGCGGGGCAGCUGUGCAGGUGGACACCCCCGUCGCAGGAGAGGGGGUGGCGGCGUCCCUUGCUGAGCCCAACGGUCCGCAGCCUGGGCCUGGCAGGAACAGAUAGUGCAGUUGAGUGGACAAGCAUGUGGAAUUCACUGCAACUCUCUUCAAGAUGGUUCUUUGGAAGAGAUGAUGGCUGCUUUGAAAUUUCUGUAGUGUCUUUUUGUUAAAGGACAAUUCCUAGUAAGAGGUCCUAUUCUGUCUGCAACAAUAAUGCUUCUUAUUAGACACAGAGAAUCAAAUCUCUGCAUAUAGUCUGUUUAGAAUCAUCUGUUACAAAACAGAGGCCUCUUUGAAACAAGUAACUAGUCUUUGUAUCUACAUGAGUGAAAAUAAAAAAGAGGCUGCAGGAUUGUAACUGGCAUUUGCACAAUCAGCAACUGGAAAAAUGCCAGGUUUUAAAAGUAACCUGGUGUCUUUACAUGAGGAUGUUAUAAAUGAUACUUCAGACUUAAAUGAAAUGAAAAUUUCAGAUGAAAAAGGAUCUGUUGAAAAAAGAACAAUGACUUUGAUUGAGAAGAAUGGCUAUCAUGACUCUGUAUAUAUGAAUGCAGCUAAGAUUUUUCAAGGCAUUCACACUGAAAAGAGUAAAGAUAAAAUAUUGGUGCGGUAUGGUGAUGGCUCAGUAACUCCCAUGGUCACUUUUAAAGAUGAGUAUUCCCAGCGUGUUUCUUAUGGACUGGCUUUCAAUGCUUUAAAGUAUCAAGAUCUUCUUGAAGAAAUGUUGUUAGAUAGUUGUGUUUACCCAUGCCACUCAAUACCAGAAGAAUUAACCAGUUUGCUUGUUGUGAUGCUUUAUGACCUACAAGACCGAAAGUUUCGACCACGCGGGGUUUUUGAUGAAGAGGAACCUGUACCAGAAGUUCGGAAAAUAGAGUGUUAUUUAUACAGAUUUAAGACCAAGUUGGCAGCUGCACUAGCAAGAUGUCGCAUCAAACAUGAUGCUCUUUCAAUUGAAAACCUUCUGCCAGAAGCCAUACGGGAGCAGCAACAAAGGACUUCUGCUUUACCUUUAUAUGUUUGGAUAAACACAUUUAAAAUCAGCCUUGAAGAUGUUUUUGGGGAUUUGAAGAACAAGGGAUUCACAAGAGUUCAAUCUGUGUCAGACUUUGACUGUUACACGUACUGUAUGGACCAACAUUGCCCUGAUGUAUUGGUUUUUCCUUCCUCUGUUAAAGAAGAAUUGCUUAAUUUAGAUCUUUUUGCAGAUUGCAAACUCUUACUGCAGGAUAAGUCUCGCAGCCUCGCCGUGCACUCUGCACAGGCGCUGUUGAAUACAGGCGAUGACAUUAUAGUGGCUCACGUAGGUUCCCCUCUGACCAUUGCCCACAUGUCAGCGCUGACAAUUCGCAACACGUCCAACAUUUUUGUUUGUGGUGUGAAAUCUUCAGCAAAAGCAGAUGAACUGGGGAACUUGUUCAGUCACAUGGAAUGUAAAAAUAUUCGAUUAUUACAUGAAGACUUUACUGAGAUAGGAUCAACAGACCCGAGACUUGAAAAUGUAAGGGUUAUUUUGCUGUUGCCACAGUGCUCUGGACUGGGUGUUGGCAAUCCGAUAGACUUCAUUGUCAAUGAACACGGAGAUGCAGGAUUCCUAAGAGACUUUUUCCGGGGAUCUGUAUCUGAGGAUAAACUCAAUGUACUUGCUGAGAGGCAGCUUAAUGAGUUGAUGCACGCGAUGAAAUUUAACAAAGUACAAGCUAUUGUUUACUGCACUUGUUCACUUUACCCUGAAGAAAAUGAACUAGUAGUGAAAAAAGCACUGGAAUCUGAAGUUUUGGAAGAAAAUAAAGUACAACCGUAUAGGCUCAUCCCUCCUAUUUUUUCUACUUGCUCCAAUUCAGUGGCUUCCACUGAAAUAUUUUUCAAAAUAGAGCCAUCAGAAGUGUGCAGUGGCUGUUUUCUUGCUGUUCUAGAGAGAGAGAAAGAGUCUCCUGAAAAUAUGUCUGAUGAAGACAUUUUGGCUCGUGCUGCAGCAAAAGGACUACUAGAUGGCACACUUGCAGAAAAAUCAAAGAAAAAGAAGAAAAAGCAACCAAAAGUAACACAACGUAGAAGGAAUAUUGCUGGUGCAGAGUUCCUUCACCAUCAAACUUUAUCUAAUAUUAAAGCUGAAUUAUCUGUGUCUAAAGCAGUCAGUAACAUACAGCUAAGGAGCAUGAAUGGAACAAACUGCCGUGUUGAGCUGAAGAAAUCUCUCCACCCCCUUUCAGACGCAGCUCUGCCUGGAGCGCCAAAGUACACAGUCCAGGACAGACAGACGCUUGCUAGGAAGGCACGCACAGAACGUAAGAGGAUGGAAACAAAGACGGUGGACAUUGUUUUCCCUUCAGCAGUAGCACCACAUACACCACAUGGAAAUAGCCCCAAGACAUCAAGUCAGCACUGCUGUCAUGCAGCAAAAGCUGCCGGGGGCAGGAUGUUCCCUCCACCUAAAGUGGUCAAGCCAGCAGUGCCCAGAGCUGUGGGGGACAGGAUGUUCCCUCUGCCUAAAGUGGUCAAGCCAGCAGUGCCCAGCCAUCCUCGCCCAUGGAUCCCCUGCAGCUGGAACUGCAGCACCUUCAGAAAGGAUGUGAAAGGUGCCCCACCAGCAGUGUAGAGACCUGGGUCUUGUUCAUCAGACAAAUAUUGCUGCUUCAUGGAAUCAGUGAAAACUUCAUUUUGCAUUUUAAUCUGAGCCAGCUGUCCUGUUCAAAGGCAUCGCUCACCUCCUGUAAGCCCUGUGAGUAACCCAGGCUCCUUACCUGUUCCAAUAAAAGGAUGAACUCCAUCUGCUCUUACUCCUAAACAAACUUGUAUGGAUAGAUCUAGACCUGUGCGCACGCAGUGUAUGGAACUGGAAAAAAAAAUCCCUAUUUUAUUUCAAAACCAUCUUGGAGGAGGAGAGAUUCUACACGUUAGAUAAAAGGAGUGGACAGUAAGGAGAUUUGUAUUUUUUCAAUAUGCUUGUUAAAUGUUUAAAAUAAAUAUAGACAUUCUGCAGUUAGAAAAUGGAACUAUUGUUUUAAAUCAAAAUCUGUAUCAUUAAUUAAAUGUAAUUAAAAUUACUUCUAAAUGAACAUACCUGUGACAGAAGCUCUUGGCUACUUACAUAAAAUGCAUCAUGAUGUCCCACAGUUGGCCUCAUCUUGCUUUCAGGAGUUUGAGUCUUGGAAGUGUUACGGAGGCCAAAGCAGUUAGAACCUUGAUGUCCUACCAAGAAUCUCAAAGAGCUGGUAGUGAAGAAUCUGAUCUGCAGGUCAGCAGCUUACUUUAUAAGCACUGAAUGUGACGCAGUGGUAACAUCUGCACCUGACUGCACAUGUAGGUAGAAGCCUCUGUGCUCAGUAAACACUCGAUGACUUUUUACAGUGAAACGGUAUCUUAUGUAACUCAUUUUCUGUAAUCCAGUUAUAUAUUUGUAAUUUUCAACUAGAAACUGUUGAUUCAGCUUUACAGAUACAAAAUUGUCCAUUGUACUGCUAUUGCCUCUAAACCACUGGUAUGUUUUUCCCUCCCCUCAACCACAAUUUGGAACAAAAUAAAUAAUUUCUCAGUUUCAUGGACCAGUAACAGUUGAGACAAUCAUUUUAUGCAGCUAAAUUUAUUCUCAGAGCAGAUUACAUUUAAAUGUGGAGAAGUGGUCAACAGAGGGGAAAAUUGUCCUUGUUGUUGUCAAUCAGGUGCUUUACCCAAGACCGAGCUCUGCUGAUAAACAGUGGGUGUGUUUCCUUCCUUCUUACUGCUGGUAAAACCUGCUAUUGCUGACUGUACAGCGCAAGUUGUAGCAAUGUAUUAAUUAACCUGCCCAAGAAAGGAGUAAUGGCAUUAAUGAUGAUGCUGUAACAGCUGAGACCAUAUUACCUGUCGAAAUAAAGUUAUUUUCCAUGGGUGAUUCACUAUCAAUUCUAGAUCCCUAGUUAAAUGAUCUAUGAAAUGUUUGAUAAAAUCAAAAGAAAAGGGAUAUAGAACUCUUAGUGACACAGAGCUGGUGUAAGCUAUGAGACAGUCCACAGCUUUUCUUCCCCUGUCACAAAAGGGCGUAUUGUUUCUAUAGGUACAGGUAACUCUGCAAAUGAAGUAUAUGGCUAAGAAUGCAUUUUACUGUGAAUGGAUUUUGUGCCCUUCCACGCGGAUUUGUUACUCAUGUUUAACCACCCUAUAGGUGGCCUCUGUAGCUUUAGAUCUCCCACACCCCUCCCUGCUCCCCGUCAAAUGAAAUGGUAAGUGGCUUAAAUAAAACCUACAGCCAGCACUGCAGAUUUCAAAAGAAAGGUUUUCAUCUCUUAGUUGUUGACUGUGAAAUAUAAAUCUCCUUGCUUCUGCAAGGGAGCAUAAUAAUGACAUGACUGACAUGUGGUACUUGCCUCUAACUUGCUACUUGCAUUGAAAAAAAUUAAGAAAUUAGCUCUGCUUUACAUGAUUUUUCUACAGACUUCAAUAAAAAUGUGACUACAAA